AUGAAGCAGUACACUUCCAUCGCGGCUUUUGCCGGUCUUAUCUCCUUGGUCAAUGGCCACGGCUUUGUCACCAGCCCGACUGCCCGGAUGCCCGGUGCCGCCAUGAAGGCUGCCUGUGGUGACCAGGUUGAGGUCAACCAACUGUCCGACAACUACGGCAACAUCCAGGGCGAGCUGCAGGUCGCCGCCUCCCAGAGCGAUUACAACGCCGAAGAGUGCGAUAUCUGGCUCUGCAAGGGCUACAAGUUCGCCGACAACAAGGACAACGUCUACUCCUACACUGCAGGCGAGACCAUCGACUUUACUGUUGCCAUCCACGCCCCCCACACCGGUGUCGCCAACGUCUCCGUCGUUGAUACCGCUUCCAACACCGUUAUUGGUGAUCCGCUGAUCUCCUGGUCUGUCUAUGCUUCCGUUUCUACCGGAGUCGCCGCGAACAACACCGACUUCAGCGUUACCAUGCCCACAGAUCUUGGUUCAAAGUGUUCUACUGCUGGGUCCUGUGUGCUCCAGUGGUACUGGUACGCCGAGUCUAUUGACCAGACCUACGAGUCCUGCGUCGACUUCACUGUCGGUGGGUCCAGCUCCAGCUCCGGCUCCAGCUCUAGCGCCGCAGAGGUCAGCUCUUCCGCUGCAGUCUCCUCGUCCUCGUCAGCGCCCGCUUCCACGUCUACCUCCGAGGUUGUCCCCACCACUGCGGUUUCCUCUGCUGCUGAGACCUCCGCUGCCGUGGAGACUUCGACUCCUGCUGUUGUUGCUACCACCACUUUCGCGACUCAGGCUCGUGCCUCUGCUGCUCCCUCAGGGCAGGCCGAGUCAGUCACCACUUCCGUGACUGCCACCGCUGUUACUUCCAACAUGGCUAUCCCUACCAGCGGCACUGAUACUGAGAAGCUUGGCUGGGUCGAGAGUGUGUUCAAGUACCUCGUUAACAGCAACUAG
This is a messenger RNA of Penicillium atrosanguineum, 942 nucleotides long. RefSeq names its product lytic polysaccharide monooxygenase. The transcript has a single exon. Lineage: Eukaryota; Fungi; Ascomycota; Eurotiomycetes; Eurotiales; Aspergillaceae. The coding region runs from base 1 to 942 and encodes 313 amino acids. The record is from RefSeq and is a predicted model, not a curated record.